Molecule: messenger RNA, 402 nt
Organism: Pararge aegeria (speckled wood butterfly)
Lineage: Eukaryota; Metazoa; Arthropoda; Insecta; Lepidoptera; Nymphalidae
Exons: 2
Coding region: 1-339 (112 amino acids)
Source: RefSeq, a predicted model, not a curated record
AUGGUAAACUGUUAUCCAGAUGACAAGAAAAAUUAUGGCCGCCGGGAGAAUAAUAAAGUUGACAAUGUUUGGACUAAUAUCAAAGACGUUGUGAUGAAUUUUAUAGAGCCAGACGUCAACCGUCCCAACUUGAGAUCGCGAGCGGAGAAGUACAAUAAAAAACCGGAGUUGAUCCAAUUAAAAGGCAGCAAUGAGAAACCCUCGCUGAUGUACGAAAUAGAAAGUGCUUCGGUCCUCGACAGCCUUCAGGAUGUACUAGGUUCGCAGAAAGCGAGAAGAUAUUCAGACAACAUCGCGCGCGCAGCCGCAUAUGUGUAUCGCUUGAUAAAGGAAGCCUAAAUUGCUAGAAAUAAACUAAUGUAAUUGUUUUUUAAACUACUACAAGUUUAGGUGCAAUCCCAC